AUAAAGUUAGCAGACAAACGUCUAAGCAGACAAUCUAUAUAAUUUUAUGUUUUAAAGGAUAAGGAAUAAGUCGAUACAGCGAGCGAUAAGGGGUCGUUGAUACUUUUGAGCCGGCAGUUGUUAGCGUUUUAAUAAUUUCACAAUUGUCUGGUAGAUUUAACAGCGCCACGACAUGMAUACAGCACUGMACAGUCGACAGCUUUUUCAAAGCAUUUGGCAAACUCAUCGCGUUUUGAAGAUAAGCGCACAGCAAAUAUACAAUUCAACGUCGCUCCACAAACCAGUGGAAACCAAUGAAGACAAGAAGCCAAUACUUUAUUCGUACUGGCACAGCUCCUGCUCGUGGCGCGUUCGCACUGCACUUAACUGGAAGAAUAUUCCAUAUGAGACGCGAGCUGUCAACAUACUCAAGCCGGAAAGCGGACAUCAUUCUGCCGAGUAUCUUGCGAUUAAUCCUACGGCGCAUGUGCCAACACUAUAUAUAGAUGGGAAGAACCUCAUUGAGUCCAUUGCCAUUUUGCAUUAUUUGGAGGAGACGCGUCCGGUGCCAGCGCUGYUGCCGCAAGAUGCAUACGAACGUGCCAAGGUGCGUGAGAUUGUAGAAAUCAUAGCCUCAGGCAUACAGCCGUUACAAAAUCGGAAAGUGCAGAAGCGUGUUGAGCACGAUAAACGAUUGGAGUGGGUUCAGCAUUGGRUCAAUAGCGGUUUUCGCGCUCUAGAGGAAAAGCUCUCUACUUCGGCGGGCAAAUAUUGUGUGGGCGAUGAGAUUUCAAUGGCCGAUUGCUGUCUGCUGCCGCAAAUUUUUAAUGCCAGAAACUCCAAAGUGGAUAUGCGACAAUAUCCGAUUAUUUCACGUAUCGAAAGUGAAUUGGAAAUUAUUCCCGCCUUUAUAGCUGCUCAUCCAAGGAAUCAGCCGGACUGUCCAACGGAGUUAUCUGGCAAAUAAUAUUUUACAAUAUCGAAGAUAAAUAAUACGUUGUAUAAUUAUUUCCAACAACGAUAAAUGGGCAUAUUAUUUAAAAAAUUAAUAAAAUAAUGUGCAUUCACAGAAUCUGUAAUAAACUUUAAAAAUCAGCAAA
This is a messenger RNA of Bactrocera latifrons, 1079 nucleotides long. Its product is annotated as probable maleylacetoacetate isomerase 2. Bases 173 to 946 code for a protein of 257 amino acids. Gene Ontology annotation, molecular function: glutathione transferase activity; maleylacetoacetate isomerase activity. Gene Ontology annotation, cellular component: mitochondrion; cytoplasm. Gene Ontology annotation, biological process: L-phenylalanine catabolic process; glutathione metabolic process. Lineage: Eukaryota; Metazoa; Arthropoda; Insecta; Diptera; Tephritidae. The transcript is spliced from 3 exons. The record is from RefSeq and is a predicted model, not a curated record.